Messenger RNA from Callorhinus ursinus (northern fur seal), 3008 nucleotides. RefSeq names its product solute carrier family 30 member 4 (gene SLC30A4). Gene Ontology annotation, molecular function: zinc ion transmembrane transporter activity. Gene Ontology annotation, cellular component: plasma membrane. The record is from RefSeq and is a predicted model, not a curated record. NCBI's taxonomy places the organism in Eukaryota, Metazoa, Chordata, Mammalia, Carnivora, Otariidae. Gene Ontology annotation, biological process: response to zinc ion; zinc ion transmembrane transport.
CAGCCUCUGCCAUGGCCGGAUCCGGCGCGUGGAAGCGCCUCAAAUCUCUGCUAAGGAAGGAUGAUGCGCCGCUGUUUUUAAAUGACACCAGCGCCUUUGACUUCUCGGACGAGGUGGGGGACGAGGGGCUUUCUCGGUUUAACAAACUUCGAGUUGUGGUGGCCGAUGAUGGUUCUGAAAUCCCAGAAAGGCCUAUUAACGGGGCGCACCCGGCCCUGCAGGCCGACGACGAUUCCUUACUGGACCAGGACUUAGCUUUGACCAACAGUCAGCUGAGUUUGAAGGUGGACCCCUGUGACAACUGCAGCAGACAGCGAGAGUUACUGAAGCAGAGAAAGGUGAAAACCAGAUUGACCAUUGCUGCCGUUCUUUACUUGCUUUUCAUGAUUGGAGAACUUGUAGGUGGAUACAUUGCAAACAGCCUAGCAAUCAUGACAGAUGCACUUCAUAUGUUAACUGACCUAAGCGCUAUCAUACUGACCCUGCUUGCUUUGUGGCUAUCUUCAAAAUCACCAACCAAAAGAUUCACCUUUGGAUUCCAUCGCUUAGAGGUUUUAUCAGCUAUGAUUAGUGUGCUGUUGGUGUAUAUACUUAUGGGAUUCCUCCUAUAUGAAGCUGUCCAAAGAACUAUCCAUAUGAAAUACGAAAUAAAUGGAGAUAUAAUGCUCAUCACUGCAGCAGUUGGAGUUGCUGUUAAUGUAAUAAUGGGGUUUCUGUUGAACCAGUCUGGUCACCACUCCCAUUCCCACUCCCUGCCUUCAAAUUCUCCUACCACAGGUUCUGGCUGUCGACACGACCACGGGCAGGACAGCCUGGCAGUGAGAGCUGCAUUUGUACAUGCCGUGGGGGACUUGGUACAGAGUGUUGGUGUACUAAUAGCUGCAUACAUCAUAAGAUUCAAGCCAGAAUACAAGAUUGCUGAUCCCAUCUGUACAUAUGUAUUUUCAUUACUUGUGGCUUUUACAACAUUUCGCAUCAUAUGGGACACAAUAGUUAUAAUACUAGAAGGUGUACCAAGCCACUUGAACGUAGACUAUAUCAAAGAUGCCUUGAUGAAAAUAGAAGAUGUAUAUUCCGUGGAAGAUUUAAAUAUCUGGUCUCUUACUUCAGGAAAACCUACUGCCAUCGUACACAUACAGCUAAUUCCUGGAAGUUCAUCUAAAUGGGAGGAAGUACAGUCCAAAGCAAAGCAUGUAUUAUUGAACACAUUUGGCAUGUAUAAAUGUACUGUUCAGCUUCAGAGUUACAGGCAAGAAGUGGACAGAACUUGUGCACGUUGUCAGAGUUCCAGUCCUUAACUUGAUACGUUUUGGGGACUACUGCCUUAUUCAUCCUGCAGUCACAGAACUGAGGGCAGUAAAUGCGCACAUCUGCCUGAGGAAAUGGACUCCCUACCAGCUGUGUCCACAUCAAGCAGAGUCCCUCAGAACAGUCACUCCAGCCGGACAGCCCUAGUUUCUGUUUAAUGGUAAAAUGAGACUUCACCCUGAUUGUCAGAUGAAGGUGUUUCCAAAACACUGUUCACAGAGUAAGAUGUGACUCCACGGAUACCUCAAAGAAGACAAUCCAAGACCACACUGCAUUAAUUAUGACAGAGUACAUGUCUUAAAGGAAGCAUCAAGAAUUCAGUAUUUGCAUUUAAAAAUCCUUUUUAAAGACCAUUUUUUAUCGAGCCAGUGCUGGAAAACUGAAUUUUUUUUUUAUUAUGUAAUCUUGACAUCCGGCUUCUGGAAUUUGACACCCAGCUCUCUUUUUACAGAAAUUAUUUCUCAGCAGAUUUCAGAGAGUACUAGACAUUAUCCAGAGAGUGGAAUAAGCAUGUAUUCCCACGUUUCAGAAAUGUUUUAUUUCACAAAUAACUUAAUGUUAUUAUUGUAGUUAUACUUUAUAAACCGUUUUUUCCAGAUGUUACGGGGUUUUGCAUCUCAAAGUUAACAUUUUGGGUUAUUUGUAAUCUUAAUCAGAACCAAAUCUUUACAUAUUGUGAUCACUGUCAUUAGGAUUAUUUAGGAAAUAUUUUCAAUACUAUUCUGAAGGGCAGAAGUUCAUCUUAAACUCAAGUUGCAAUAUGAUAAUGUAAAACGAAAUAUAGGAGUAAGGAUGGAGUGUGGAAUGUCAGAUUUAAGUCUUCCUGAAAUCCCUUUUAUUGUUCAUAGAAUUAUCUUUACUUAAGAAUAGGAGGAGACUGCAAAAUGUAAACAGUGGUCCUCUGUCCUUUUAAGAACUAGAAGUUUGCUUGGUACCUUGCUUCCGGCCUCCUUACCAGUUAGUUAGAUUGGGCCCUUUCAGUGUAAAGUUCUGGAGGACUAAGGGUCAGUGUAUAAUGCCCAUCUUUCACAUGUGGAUUAACCACAUUCCUCCAGAGAGAUUUUCUGUUUGAUGAUAUGGGUUAGGGAUUCUCCAGGGACUCCAGAAACCCUAAGAUAUAAUUUUGAGGUUUUCCAAUAAUACCACAGCAGAAAUGCCCAAAGAGAUAGGGAGAAGACAUUACUCUGGAAAAAAGAAAAGUCGAGGGUUUUUGACCUAGUGUUUGUGUUUUUUAAAGCACAGGAAUAGGGAUGGACAUUCAGUCUGUGGUGUGGAGAGGCUAAACAUGAAACUUUCCAAACCAAAUGCAACUUAAUUGGUAACAGUUGUGUUAAAGAGGCAGCUGUGAAUAUUCAUGUUCCAUUUUACAACUGUUGGUUUUGAGAUUAUCUUUAUGCACUUUAGGAGUCCAUUUUCACAGGGACAGUUUCUUAACCAAGAACGGCUAUGGUUCUUGGGGUCCUCAGAGACUCAAGAGUAGAGUACAGUGUACCAGACAGACAGGUUAUGAAUUGAAAGCCUACAUAAACAUGCAGAUGACUUAUAAUAUCAAAGAAGGAUAGGAAACAGAUUUCAUCUUUCUACCAAGUACCUCACUGUAAGUAAACCGAAGAUAAAACCUGAAUUUACCUGAAAGAUGAUCAUGAGUUGAUGGUAUCCCCCAAAAAAGGGUUGAUGAGGAUUAAAGGUAUUGAAUAAAA